This is a messenger RNA of Colletotrichum phormii, 2282 nucleotides long. RefSeq lists its product as uncharacterized. Gene Ontology annotation, cellular component: cytoplasm. Gene Ontology annotation, biological process: protein import into nucleus. The transcript has 3 exons. Lineage: Eukaryota; Fungi; Ascomycota; Sordariomycetes; Glomerellales; Glomerellaceae. The record is from RefSeq and is a predicted model, not a curated record. Bases 411 to 1817 code for a protein of 468 amino acids.
GGGUGGAAAGCUCAAUCUUGAUCGGAAAUGGCGGGGCCUUCUAUUCUCCCAUCCCCAGCACCGGUGUGUUUUUCUGCCGAAGGCGGUGACACUUUUGGCCAAUGACGUGACCCCCGAUAAGCAUUUCUUAUCGCAGCUCUACACUUUGUCACUGCGCCCGACAUGUGGUUGCCGUGUGCAUCAGCGGCUGCUUCCAGAAAAAUCCACCUGCCAGAAAAAACAUCGUCAACCAGAAUUGCAUGAAUUGCAACGUCGCAACAGAUUCAGUCUAUUCUAGGAACUGUUGAUGCAACUACUGAGUGCUUAAUAACUUUCUCAACACUCACAACAACUUAUUCGCGACCCCAUCAACGCCCCUGUUUCCCGUGUUUUUCUUCUCUCACGGUCUCUAUUGUUCUCUCUCGCCCACCAUGUCUAUGUCUGCCCCUCCUCAACUGAUCCACAUCAAGAGGAAGCGGGGCGACGAAGAUGCUCCGGUAACCUACCUUCAACUCGAACCGGGAUCUAAACGACAUCUAGCCGGCAGCAGCUGGGUCUACCAGAGGCGUCUCGCCAAAGCAAGCGCCAGAUCCGCUGCCGCUGCCGCCGCGGCAGCACAGCACCCAUCGCAACCCUUCAUACCGGUCAUCCAGACGUCGAAGCCCGGCGACGAGAUCUCGAGCCCACAUCGCCCUCCUCACUCUAGUAGCCAUGCUCUCCCGACAGGAAAGGCAGCGGCAGCCGUGCCGCCACCCCGGACCCAACUCGACGCGCAGAAGCCACUACCGCAGACCGCCUCCGAUCUGCAACGCCCUCAGAACCCCGCCACCGAGCCGAGACGAUUCCACAUGUCCAGGUCGGCCAUGAGCUCGCCUGGAGGCAGCACGAUACUCAAGGCCGGCGGUGUCUCCAAGCGAGGACGCUACGGGACGGCCGUCUUCGUAGAGCGGGGGAAGAAGAAGAGCGCACGCCGGGCCGCCACGUCGUCCGGCGGCACCACGCCGACAACGACGACCGCAGAAGGGCUUCCUGUUGACGUCGAGAUGAAGGAGGAUGAUAAGCGGGCGCCGAAGAAGCCCCUUGCCAGACGGCCCCCUCCAUCGCGAGAAGCCUCCGGGACGACAGCGACGAAGACGCCUGACGCUGAACCGCAGCGCAAACCCAUGCCCGGCGUAGCUCCUACCCAGGACAUGAGCAGGAUUGCGGCCGACAUGGACCAGUGGGUCCUCCACGAGAUCGGACUGAAUCUAAAGGCCAUGGAGCAGCAGCCGCCGCGCUCACCGUCCGCCGUUGCGUCGCCUUCACGCUUCAAGCCCAAGGCGCCAGCUAAACGCUUUGCCGAGCGUCAUCCCGAAAUGGUCAAGAAGCUCGACGGCGGCGGCGACGAAGCCAUGGCGGAGGCGAGCGACGAAGAGGACGAGAGCGACGACGACUACGUCAUUGAGGUGUACGAGCUCGCGCCCUCGAAGCCGGUGUUGGCGGAGAUUCCGCCCGAGCAGAUUGGUGUGCUCAGGUUCGAUUCGCAGGAAGACUUGGAGCUGUUCUACGGCAACGAGGAUGAUGAUUCGGACCUCGACGACGAUGAGGACGAAAAUGCUGAGAACCACUACACGGCGGAUUACCCCGAAGACGAGGUCGAUUCCGAGGACGAGUACGACCGCCACGCCUACUUGUUCCGCAACGCCAACGCUUCGGACGAGGAGGAGUUUGACACGCGCGACCCGUACGAGGACGAGGACGACGAUAUGUACGUCAUGGAGGGUGAUGAGCGGCGCGAUGAGGAUGAUGUCUUCCAGGACAAGAUUCGGCGGUACAUUCGCCAGCACGGCGACCAGUAAGGUGUUGACGCCGUUGAGCAGUGAGGUGUACUAGGGAAACCUUGAGGCUACGAACGACCAAGGCAGCUUCUUAGGUGCAAGUCAUGUUCACAUUGCGUGACUACCAAAAUCAAUUCUUUGGUCUGGAGAGAACUGUGUAAUGAGGACUGUGUGAUGUGUGCAUUUGAAGUAGCCUAUUUAUCCAACCUUGGAAUGGACAUGGGAGAAAGUGUUUUCCUCCACGUAAGUACAUAGGUAAAAUCCUCAAUUCCACCCAGAAAGACCCCUGAAAAAGGCCAAUACCUCCUAUCCCAGUUCCCGUACGCCAGCCGUUAAGAGAAAGAGUACAGAAUAUGCUGCAUGAAAGCGCCUUGUUGAUGCGAGACGCCGGUUUCAAUCCGUUCCACGGGCUUGAAGAUGAUGCAUCCCAGAUCUAGUAAUGGGAGUAAGAGUGUCGCGCGCGCGUGUGUGUGUGUGUGUGUGUGU